This is a messenger RNA of Heterocephalus glaber (naked mole-rat), 1628 nucleotides long. It is a transcript of the gene Zc3h8, whose product is annotated as zinc finger CCCH-type containing 8. Gene Ontology annotation, molecular function: RNA binding; metal ion binding. The record is from RefSeq and is a predicted model, not a curated record. Lineage: Eukaryota; Metazoa; Chordata; Mammalia; Rodentia; Bathyergidae. Gene Ontology annotation, biological process: negative regulation of DNA-templated transcription. Gene Ontology annotation, cellular component: nucleus.
GGCGGUGCGUGCGCGUGCGCGGGCGGCGCGGGCGGUCCGGCAUACUACGUGGAUUCCUCUGCACGCGCGCGGCCUCACCCUGAAGCUCCGGACUGGUGAGGGGACGGCCACUCGCUUGGGGCAUGGAUUUUGAAAAUCUUUUCUCAAAACCUCCCAACCCGGCCCUCGGCAAAAGACCGGCCUCGAACGCUGACAAAAGAUUCGAUGAUGAAGUAGAUGAUACAGAAGUUGAAGAGGCUCAAGAAGAAAAAAUAAAAUGGGAGGUUAAACUGGAGUACGAGCAAAUUCCCAAAAAAGUUAGACACUUUGGAAACUCUACAACAACACCAAAGAGUUUGCCAUAUAGAAAAUCAAGAAGUAAAGACUAUGAGUCAUAUAGUGAUAAUGAUACGUGCAGUCAGGAACCAGAAAAUAAUUUUGAGAAAGAACUUCAAAAGUACAUACGAGCUAAAGAAAUGGCAAAUGCUGCUCAGCCCCUGCCAUCUUCUAAAGAAUCUGUGACGAAAGAGGGAGUAAAAGAUACCAAACUGUCUGCUAAACCAAAAAAUAAAAAUCUUAAACCUGGUCACAAGAAUGGAAAACAAAAGAAAAUGAAACAAAAACGGCCUGGCACUGGGAACGAAGGGCCAGAUGCCUUAUUGCAGAAGAGCAGUCGACAGGAAGAGGUAUGGAGUCUACAGGAAGAGGGUGGUGCGCCUAAGGAGAAGCAGCAGCAUGUGAGAAUGAGUCAGGGAUUCAUCAACCAGCAUACGGUGGAACGCAAGGGGAAGAAAGUUUGCAAAUACUUUCUUGAAAGGAAAUGCAUUAAGGGAGAGCAGUGUAAGUUUGAUCAUGAUGCAGAGAUGGAGAAGAAAAAGGAAAUGUGUAAGUUUUAUGUACAAGGAUAUUGUACCAGAGGCGAAAACUGCUUGUAUUUGCAUAAUGAAUAUCCUUGCAAGUUUUAUCACACAGGAACAAAGUGUUAUCAGGGAGAGCAUUGCAGGUUUUCACAUGCUCCAUUGACUGCUGAAACACAAGAACUGUUGGCUAAAGUUUUGAAUACUGAAAAGAAGACAUGUAAAUAAAAUAGUCUAAAAAAGCUUUUAUAUAGAUGAAGAGUGGUUACACCUGUUGUCUGUUCCAACCUGUCCCAGACUGGUGAUAUGGAGUCACUCUCGGGAUUCCUCACUUCAGGCGCCUUCUGGUGUCCUUGUGCUGAUGUGCAGCUCUUUAAUGAUAGCACAGAGGGAUGGAGUGCCCUGCCCAAGUGAAAGAAGGGGUUGGUCGUCACCCAGAUGCUCCAGCUCUUGGGACAGGAGAGGAGCACAAAGGGUGAGAUGCAGGCUUGUGGGGUCAUGUGGCAGUAAAUUGCAGCUGUGUUUUCUGUUUGAGAUUUCUCAAUAAAAUAAGAACCAAAGUUAGUCUAAGUGAGAAUGAGUGAAGAAGUAGAGGAAGUUAGGAAGACAUUGGGAUAAUAUAAGAGCUCUGUACAUGUCAUUAAAUACUUUGACAACAUGUUUUUAAUGAUAGCUCACAAUUCCAUUUUAUAGCUUAAAGUUUAUGAUUGUGAUUUUUUUAAACCAGUGUUCUAUUGGACAUUUGUUUGCAGUUUCUUACUAUUAUAAAUAAAGUAGAGUAAUAUCUCUUGA